UCAAAUAUUAUUAAAAUAAAGUAUAUAAAAUAUUGAUCAGAUGUAUUGGAAUUUAUUCCUACAACGUAACAACAAAUAAUCAAUAGAUAGUAAUAUUGUUAUGCUAUUGAUAAUGUAAAAUUUUUUAGUGAAAUUGACAGAUGACGUAUGUUCAUAGAUUAUAUGUGUCAGAAUUCAUUCUUCGAAUAUAAGAAAAUAUUUUCAAUGAAUAUUGGACUCGUAUGAUCAUAUAUCGGUUACACGAGUCGAUAUUCAUUCCUAAAAUACAAUUAAGCAUAUUUAUCUUAUAAUAUUCUAAUCAUUGGGCAUCAUAAAUGUUCAUAGAGAUCAAUUUAAUAUAGGUUAAUCACGUUGAAGUCAGAUGGUUCUAAUCUGCUGCAAUGAUGUCCACAUGUCCACACCUACGUAUGGCGUAGAAUUUUCUGACUGGUUAACUUCCUCGUAAAUGACAUCAAUUCCUGAGGUUGCAUGUGUAACAUAUAAUUUUUUUCAUUUUUAAGGAGCCUUCAUUAUAUGUAUUGUUACUUCUAUUUUUAUUUUUACUACUUUAUUUAACAUCUUCAUAUAAUUUUACUAUAGAACUGUCGUUCUAAAUAAAUAGUAACUAUAACUAAUAUUAAAUCCGUAUUUAUUUGGGGCACAGCACUCCACCAUUCCGAUGCUGUCAAAAGUCACGUGAUUGUGUUACUAGAGUAUAUCUUAUUGGAUGAACUGAUGUGAGAUAAAAUAAGUUUUUUUAGAAUAGAAAAUACGAUUCUUUGCAUUGCGCGAUAUAAAAUGCAAGUAAAAGAAUAACGAGUCAGAUUACAGUAUUCGAUAAAAGUGAGUAUAACAGAAUCGUUUGAUUAAAGAAUUAACAAAAAGUUCUAUGCAUGGAAAUUAACAUUAUUCCUCUUUCGAACGUUGGCAAGCCGUCUAUCGAUUCUCCCCACGCAUACAUCUCUUCAGUCAUCGAUUGCACUUUUUGCACCUGCCAUUUUUUUCCAGAGUAAUGGGAGCCUCAUCUCGAACUACUAGCACGAGGGUGGAUUAAAACAGGCUAUCCUGACCUGCGAAGCCACCCUCACCCUCUUCGUCUCGAUGAAUCUUCCACAUUCUUUAUUUUUCAAAAAUUUUUAAAGUGUCUCCUGCAAGAAAAAACAGACAGCAAAAAAAAUACACUCGAGAAGUCAAAGUGUGCGACGAAGAAAGAACAACGUUGCUGCCAAUAAGAAAGAGAAAGAGGGAGAAGGAUAGAAAUAGAAGAAGGUGAAAGUAAAAGAGAGACGGCUAGAGGGUGGGUGGUGGGGGGCUCUCGGCUUAGGAGUGAGAGAGACAGAAGAGGUCGAAGGGAGUCGAGCGAGGAGAAUGACGGAUAGCCAGCAGCAGUUUUGCUUGCGUUGGAACAACUUUCAAGCUAAUAUCACCAGCCAAUUCGAAGCCCUCAGGGAUGACGAGGACUUUGUCGAUGUCACCUUUGCCUGCGAUGGUAGGCGUCUCCAGGCGCACAAGGUUGUCCUCUCCGCGUGCAGUCCUUACUUCAAGGAGUUGUUCAAGACGAAUCCAUGCAAGCAUCCAAUAAUAUUUAUGCGUGAUGUGGAGUUUGAACAUCUACAGUCGCUUUUGGAGUUCAUGUAUGCUGGGGAAGUUAACAUAUCUCAAGCAGAAUUGCCUACAUUUUUACGAACUGCUGAGUCUCUUCAAAUCCGUGGACUCACCGACUCUCAAAAUAUUCAGCACAACAACGAAAAGCAUUUGAAAACAAACAACAUAUAUGCAUCAAAUGGUCGUGGGCUGAUCUCACCAAGUUUGGAUGAGGACCGUAGCAAAACACCACCAGCCUCGAGUCCUCCACCACUUAAAAGGCUGUGCAAACGAAGUGAUUCGCCUCAGAUAUCUAGUCCUGUACCAGCUGCUGUGGCCUGUACAACUGGACCAUCAUGCACACGGCCAUUAAUCGAGCCACAGGUUCAGCUCGACUGCUACAAAGAUCUUGAUAUUGUUGAGCCAAAAGUAGAAUUACCAGAGUAUGGAAGCGACGAUGACUGUUCUCCAAAGCAGGAAGUCAACACACUGCCAAGUGGUUUCCUUAGCCUUGAUGGUGGCAUGGAAGUUUUGCCAUCGUAUCCACCUUCCUAUCAAGGAGGAGGAGGAGCAGGAGGAGGAGGUGGCGGCGGGGGUGGUGGACCAUUAGAAGGUGGACUGCCAGGACCAUCAAAUGUUAGCAAUACGGAGCUAAAUCAAGAGCAACAAGCUGACCUACGCAAACUGCACUCGCUGGACCCACGCCCCUGUCCUGUCUGCAACCGCAUGUACAGUAACUUGUCGAACCUGCGUCAGCACAUGCGCCUGAUCCACAACCCUCAGAGUGUCACAUGCCCCCUUUGUAACAAGCCAUUCAAGACCAAGCUCUACCUGAAGCGACACCUGGUCAGCUUCCACGAGCUCAACGUCGCGGACAGACAUCGUCAGGAAGAAAUCUACCAACAUCAGCAACCGAAAGCACAACAGCAAACUGGAGCGCAGACGCAUCUACAAAUCCAGACACAACAAACAGAUAAUGUCAAAUCAUUUCCUGCGCCCAGAGUACCAACGGAGGAGGGCACAACCGCGGUGACUCUGGAGAACAAGUCGAGAUCAUUCCAAGACGGUGGUUACGAGGUCAACCAGACCAGUGUCGAAUCAAAGCACUUUCAGAGCAGUGUGAUGCAAUUUGAUGCAACAUACCACUAAUGCGCCUUAGUUUUUUCGGCCCAUUUGUGAUAGUUUUUUGGUUGAGUAGGAUUAAUACCAGCAAUUUCUGGCAGUCAUAAACUCCGAACGGGGGUUCAGCGCGGUUUUUCAACGAAAGACCGAGACGCAGCGAAGAGAUUGACCGAGUUUGUGCUGCGAUGGAUAAUAAGAAUUUCAUGAAAUUCUUGGCUAAACAAACAUUCGGUUACUCUAUUAAUUAUGUUACGAACGCGUCCUUUAUGUUGUAUAUCGUUUUUGCAGAAUUUGCAAAUUUUAUUUCUAUCGAACGUUGAGUAAGUUGUUUUAUUUUAUUUCUGAGACUUUUUCUCACGUUGCUAUUGCAAAUUAAUAUACGGAGUAUGGAAAGACUAAGUUUAGGUGAUGAAAGAGAGGACCAAUGCAAGUUUUGAUUCGGUUGAUGCUGAAAUAAUUUCGUUUUUUACCUAUUAGCUUUGAAAUUGCUAAACCUCAGAUCUAACCCAGAUCAGAAUAAUCGGAAUCGUUAGAAGAAAUCAUGAACAACACAUAACAUUUGUUAUCAAAAUCUAUAGCAGGAUCUGUGCUUUCAAAUGGUGUGUAACAUGAUUACAUUUAUAUACAAAUUCAUUUCAAUAUGAAAUAGUAAACUUGAACAAUACAGAGAUUAUUUUUGUAUCAAUUUAAUGUUAAGUAGUGUGACGAGCGUACAGAGGGUUGCUACUGCGACAAAUACCGAUAGUUAUUCGGAUAAAAUUUUGAAAAUUGAUGUGUAAUUUAUAAUGCUGAAUUGGACGGUUUAAAAAUUAAUUUGAAAAAAAAAAAACUGUGUCCGUUGUUUUAAAAUAAAUUUGGACAAGGGACCGACUUACAGAAUCCAUAUUUUUAUUUGCUCGAUACUUCUCUGAGAAUAUAUAAACGAAAGUACAAAUGGAAAUCGCCAUUGUACGUUUGAUUUUCUCAGGAUGUUCAUGUUCAGCACAAAGCAUAAGUGAUUAGUGAGAAUAAAUACUUCUAAAGAAGACAUAAAAUGAUUUAAAAUAGUGAGCAAUCAGACAUCACUCAAUUGAACGUCAUAAAUUACAUAAUAGUAGUUACAAUUUUUAACAUUUUAUAUCGAUAAUUAUUGGAAGGAUGACUGUUAAUACGGUACCAUCCCCUAAAUGCUUGUCAUUUACUUAAAAUAUUCGCAUUGCUUUCAUCACCUAAAUGACACUUACUUUUUUCACUCUCUGUAUAGUUUUAUGUCUUUUAGAGUAUCGUUCAAGACAACGUAAGACAAUAUGUUUCUUCUUGUUGCGUUUUUAAUUACAAUUUUAUUCAAGUGCGGACAAACUCUUUGUCUAUAUUUUUAUUACGUCGGAAUCGUUAAAAAAGUGUAAGUUGUUUACAUUCUUACAAUCUGGGAAGUAAUUAUGUCUCAGUUCUAUCAGAGUUUGCAAAAGGUUGUUGUGUUUUUAGAAAUUUACAUUCACCUAAAUCGAAGAUAAAAGUUUUAAGGAUCAGUUGUAAUAUUUAAUUUGUCAACAAAUUUAAAGCAUGGUAACAAAAUCAACAGAUCUUUGUUAACGCGACGGUAUAAUUUUAGUUGGAAAUCCAUCCAGCACUUUACUAGAAAAGUCAAUCUCUUUGCGGCGUGCCACGAUAACCGAUAAAAUGAAAGUUCUUGAAGGACAACUCGCAAAAGGUGCCGUGCCUAUUCGUCGUCAUAAGGAAAAGCGAGAGUAUUUCUUAAACAAACAAACAAACAAACAAACAAACAAACAAAACAAAAUGAAAGAAACUACAAACAAUUACCGCAAGUGGAGCAGCCAUCCCAUCUCGUACUGAUUAUUCCGCGAGCCAGGAUAACUUGUUGUUUUAUUUGAUGCUAUACAGUGUUAUAUAAACUACAGAUAUUUACAACGAUAUUAUAUUCUUACAGAGGAUUAUAUUUACUUUAUUGAUUACGUCACACGACUGGGUGACACGCACAGAAACUCCCAGGAUGACGUACGAACAUAUUAUAAUAUAUUUUUCACCACGUAGCAGUUUAACGGUGCGAUAGACAGCCAACCGAUUUUACAGCUCAAACAGAUUUACAGAGGAUUUAUUAUUGACAGUUAUCGAUGGGAAACCACCGUGAUACAGCAGAUUGACCUUAAUAUAUUAUAAGAGGCUCGUGUCCGAGGUGGCUUUUCUUACUAACUCUUUGACAAUGCUCUAAUGUGAUAUUAUAGAGCUGAAUUAAUAAUCUUUUCUUAACUUCGGUACGUUAAUUCGAUCUUUCGUUCCUUAACGGAUUUUCAUUUUCAUUUUUUUCUUUUUCUUUACGUAAUCGUUUUAUAUUUUCCUGUUACCGUCAAUAUUACUUUACUUUGUUUCUGUCUUCACUGUUAAGUUUUUAAUUUGCCAAUGACAAAUUUGCUUUUAAUGGCAUUCAUUUCGAAAGUAUUUUUAGUUUAUUCAUUCUCCUUUCGAGGAAAGAAUUUAUUAUAGACAUUGUCAUCAUUAUUCUAAUUUGUUUAAGUUUAUUAAACAUCGCUGUUCAUUCCAUUUACAUUUUAUAAACAUGAUUUAUUGUUAAGUAUCGUAAAGGUAUUACUUAUAUCAGUUUCUUUCAAAUUCUAAUGAAUUUGUUCUAGAACGGAUUCGCUUAUUCUUAAUUAAACGAAAGUCUUUGUUACCUUUCCAUUGUUCUUCUUUUUUCUUUUUAUUAAUUUCCUUAGAGUUUUGAUAUUUUUCAACAGAUUAUUAGAUAUUUUAUUAGACCUACAGUAAUCCAUUAUUAAGGUAUUCCUAUGUUGAAGAUACUUCGGUUUUUGAGAAUACUUUUUACGCGCACAAUAUAGCAAUAUUUUAAGGUACUGGUUAACAUUGGAUCACAUGUUGCAAAAGUGGCUACGUACCGUAGGUCGCAUCAAUUUUUAUACGCGAAUUAAACUUUGUUCAUCAGUAUCUUACAUAUUCUACAAUGAUAACUGACAACUGUACAAUAUUGUUACGUACAACAAUCGUACGUAAAAUUAGGAAUCACUUGACAUUUUUAUUUCCAACAAAAGCUUCCGAUGCAAAUUAUUUCUAUUUAUUUGAAAGUACGAAGGGAAAAGAUAGAGCCAUCUCAGACAUUGCCGAACUCCAUAGCCAUAGUACCACACAGUACAACUCAGGAUCUUUUAUAUUAUAUUUUACAGAUGACAAUAGUUCUGUGAGCGCGAUAGACUCGACAAAUUUUUCGCCGUGUACAGAGCCUAGGUUUCUCAAUAAUUUAACACACAUUCAAAUAAUUAUUGUUCUCACAAUAAACCCAGGUUAUUUUGAAUUAAUAUUAAAAGUUUCGUUUCACUUAGUAUUUGUAAAUUGAUCGAGUAUCGAUUUAUUCGUUAAUUAUUUUCUGAACUUGCAAUUUUAACUUAACUAUUUAGUAAUUUCCCGCCAAGUAUGAAUGUAUACGAAUCGUUUACGUGAUUGUAACCGAAUGACGUCAUUAUUCGUAUAGUUUAAAAAUGAUUGAACAUUUUUGUAUAGGCUCUGUACUCAGGAAUUAUCGAAAUGUUUCUCGAUUUAAUCGCGCCCUUCACACAGGCUCGUUACCUCACGAUUUACAAUCAAAUCACAGAUGCAGCUAUAUAUUAUUAUAAUAAGUAUAUUUACAUACCGUUUUACAACAGUGCCGGGGUCGCAACGACUGUGACUAAUCAAAUUUGAAUGAAAAAAGCUACACGCAUUGAUCACGAAAGAGAUGGGGAAAAAACAAACUAAUACCAAUUUUUUCGUCUCGUACGUGAACAGGUUUUCGUUUGAUCGUUACGUAAGGUUUUCCGAGGAUUUUUCGAUUCUUUUUUUCAACACGUGAAACAGAGAGCUUCGUGCCCAGCGCAUAGUUUUUACUGAAUCUAAGAUUAGAAUAUAAAUGUUGCAUAUCAUGUUAUUAAGAUUGUUGUACAGACAGCCUGUUGCAAAUCUCGGUCUAUGGAUUUUCUCUCGAUUUCAGUGUGUAACUUUUAUUUUCACUUACACAUUUCUUCGUUUUAGUUUCAUUGAAGUUGCAAUUAAUUCGUUAAUAUCAGUUAGUACAGAUACAAGAAUAAGGGUUCAAUUUUUAAUGUACGAGUAUUUCAAAACAUAUGGUACUUAAUAUUUCUAACAUUUAAAAUGGAAUGAAUUUUUCUUGGGUUUCAUGGUACAAUUUGUACAAAAGAUUCGAGCAGAAAAUUGUAUUCUUUUCGUUGAAAGUUAGAGAAACAUUGAAAUAUCAUGAAUGAUAAAUUUGAACUUAAUUUUCGUUAUUAAUGUUACCUAGUAAUAAAGUAAGAUAAUAAUAAAUAAUAAGACUAGUAUUAAAAAUUAAUAGGGGUUAUCUGAAAUUAACAAUUACAAGUUGUUAAUUUUAGGUGGAUUUUAUUGAUUAAUAGUAAUGUUUAUUUUUUAUUUUUUUUUUUUUUUAAGUAAUUAUACGUGUCUUUUGAUUCAAGCAAAUUAUUGGUUAAAAUUUGAACCUUAUUGUUUAGAAGUACCCAACUAUGGUUUAACUUUACAGAUGUUUUCUAUCAUUCUUAUUUGUAUACUGCAUAAUUUUAAAUUUAAUACGUCAUCGAUCGAGUGGAUCCUUAGACCGACAUUCAUAUACAUAUACAUAUAUCUCACUUACAUAUAAACCACAAUCAAACAGCGAGCCGCAAAUGUAGACAAAUAAAAAUGGGACAAAGCAAACGAACGCAAUAACUGCGAUUCAAAACCGAACUAAUCGAAACGAGGCAGACAAUUACAGGGAAUCAUUUUUUCUUUUCUAACUUGCAAUCUUUCGCUGGGCAUUAAGAGUGAUAUACCGAUCAGCCGAUUAGUUGAUUCAUUCAAAUAUUUAAACAGAAAACACAGUUUUUCCAAUUUUCCAGCCGAAACCGCCGAAUAAUCAUCUGAUUAACAGCAAGAGUAAAAAGUUACAAAUUCAGUGUUUAGAAAACAUUCGUGUUAAGGGAUAAAGUCACCUUUUCGCAGGAUUUUUAAUUUUUUUUUUUUUGUUUUGUUUUGUUUUGGUUCCGUUUAAUCGGUAGCCGAUUUGAAAAUUGGAAAGUUAAAACGCUUUCUCGAGUUUAUACGAUAAACUUGGAAAACGAUUACUUGGAAACAAGAUUGGAGAGUGCUAAUGAGAAAUAAGGCUCGAGUUAUGCGCGAGUUAGAGGAACGUUUGUCAGCGAUUGCUAUGUGUUUUCAGAGUGACAGACUCUCGUCUAACUUAGACUAAACAAUGGAUUCGACAUUAGAAAGUCGCAGCACUGGAAAUUGCAGUCGAGAGUUAGACAAUUUGAAAACUUUUAAAAAUAUAUUUAAACCUUUUAAUCGCAAGAUUAAAGAGGAAAGUCGAUAAACAAAAGAAUUGUCUGGGUUGGAACACUUUUACGACUGAGGUGAACUAAUGCAACAAGAUGUAGAAGGUUUCGAUUUGAAAGCCAUAAACUUUCUAAUUUUCGAUUCAACUAUCUUCUUUUUAAUUAAUCAGAGAAACGAAAGCAUAAGAACAAAUAUUCGACGAGUAGCUACGGAUAUUAACAUUCCCAUUAUUCAUCGAUCGAUUCAUUCUAAUUGUUAUUUAUUCAGCGCAUAUGGCAUAAUUAUUCAAAUUUAUCUUUAAGAUGCAUUUGAACGAAUUUUUCGAUUAAAAUUGUAGAUUUCAUAUUGUUUUCCUCUUUCUUUUUUUCAAGGGAAGUGCAUUUGUUUUAUUUGUUGUAUAUAUUGUACAUUACAGCGAUUCGUGUACUCGAGUGCUAGUAAUUAAUUAUAGAAUUAGAAUUAGAGGUAAUCGAAAGAGGGAGUUGGUUUCUCGUUCGGAACAUUUUAGUUUCUUUUUGUUUCAUUUCGAAGAAAUGGAAACUAGAUUUUAUUAUUACUCAUAAGAAUGAAAUCUAGUCAGAUGAAAGUUUUGCUAAACACUUUGAUAAGUUUCAACAACUUUCAGAGAGUUGCGUGAAACGCGAGAGGAAUAUACAGUACAUACGUGCUGUUAUUUUUUAACGAUAAAUUAAUCUAAUCACGUUUAUGUUUAUUAAUUCGUAAAUGUUUCACUGCCGGUGAACAUUUUUUUCAACAUUUAAAAGCAGCGAUGGUCAUGUUCAGAAAAUUCAAACAUUUUUCUGUGCUGGCAAAAAAGACAAAAUUUGUCAGCUGGUUAUGUAUUAACCCUUUGCGCUUCAAACAAUUAUACAUUGGUAAUUAAUUUCAAGGAGUUUUUCUCCUUAGAAUUCUUAGUUACGUAAUGGCCAUGAAAAAAGUUUUGCCAAUCUGUUAAAUUGUAUAAUUUCGUCUUCUUUAAGCUUAAAAUAUUUAUUUAUCGAACAUAAGCAUAUAUAAAUUAACUUUGUUGACUAUCUGAAUUGUAUCGUUAGUCUUAAGAGUGCAAAGGGUUAAUUUCGAUUUUGUUUCUUCUUGAGGAAUAAACCAAUUGUGAUUAUAUUUGACUAAACAUUUUUCUUUUAUUUCUUGACACCGCGUGCAGAAAAGAAAAUUAACUUUAAUAUUUUUUACGUGACGUUUAACGUGAUACUAAACGAAAGGAUAAAAAUCCGUUAGAUGAAGAAAAGUAUAUUUUGAAAUGUACUUUACUGAAAUUACGACCGAAGAAUUCGCAAAUUAUAAUACAAGUUAACCUCUUGUUUAGCUUUCUCUCUCUCUCUCUCUUCUCUUCUCUUCUCUUCUCUUCUCUUCUCUUCUCUUCUCUUCUCUUCUCUUUCUUCUAACACCUAUGUCUGACAUCAUUCUUGUGUCUAAGGAAUUUUCUACUUGAUAGGGUACACAAACGACCAGUAUUUCACUAUAUUUUUUAAUAGUGAUUUUUAUAACUGUAAAGGUAUAGUGUGCGUGUGACAAAUAUAGCGAUCAUGUAAAAACUGUAGGUUACCAAGAUAGUAGACCUUGACUUGUACAGUUUAUGAGACAGGAAGCAGUAUCGCCACGUAAUUCUUUAAGAAAAAAAUCUUUUUUUAACAAGACAAAGACUCAAAGUUUUUUGAGAAAAUAAUUGUAGAUCGUUUUCCUAUAGUGAAAAACAAUUGAUACCCGGUAUCCAACAAGAUUGUCUCGACGGAUCGCUCGUGUCUGAUUUAGAUCGCUAGAUUUGCUCCACCAGUUAUACAGUAAUCGAUAGUGCAAUGUCCCGAGUGUAAGUGUAGUUAGUUCAUCAGUAUUAAAACUCCAUAGGGUUACAUGUAAUUUUCACGUAAUUUCCUGCUAUCUUAUACUUCUUGCUAGACUUGUACGUGAAACGUAUUAAUGCAGUUUCAUAUAAAAUUAAAAAUUCUUCUUUCGUUCACAGUUCGAAGUGCGAACCAUUAGAUUAGCGUUUAACUUAGAACAAUAGCUGAGUGGUUUUAAUUAUGAAUGUGAUCGUUUAUCAGUUUCGUUGUGUACGCCGAAUUUACGCUUCGAUUAUGUACAAUUUUUACGAUAGCUUUGCGCAACAACUGAAACUGAAAUACUGAAAACUAAAGCCUUAAAGUAUAACUUAUCAGUCUAUUCAUUGCCGAAGUGAUCGAUGAGCAAUUAGAUAUUAAUCGUAUACUUAAAGGUAUCAGUACACUAAUGUCGCGUUAAUUGAUAAUGUAUAAUUGGAUUAUUAAUUGGAUUGCAGCGGUGAAAUUCUUUCGCGAAAUGUUCCGCUUUAAAGUUCUUUUUUAAAUUAAAUUGUUUCAUGUCGAAUAACUUUUAAUUCAUUUGACAGCGUACGUACGUAUUAUUGUGACGAAAUGUAUCAAUUAAUAAGAGAUGAAAAAUGCUGACGAAAUUUGUUUUAUGUUAAAAAAUUGGAUUAUUGCUCAUCUAUUGAGUGAUAUAUACCAUGUGUCCUGUAUACCAUUAUCGUAUGAUGUUUACUUUACAUCCAGUGGUGUUAAAAAAAGAAAAACAUUGUUUUACAGUGUUGUAUAUUGUAAAUUUUGAUAAAUCUAUCAAGGUGGAAGAUGUUUACACGCACAGACGACAGUGUUUUCUACAUCGUGUGUUCAUAAACAUUUACAUUAUUAAACAUUGAAGAUCUAAUUACGAAAAUUAAGAGAUAUUUACUAUCAAUAUGAAUUUAUAUUCACAAUUUAUUAUUUUAAAUUACCUUAAAUUCUAGAUGUUAUAUUUUCAAAAAAAUGUUAUAAUGUUGUGUAGGAAAACAUCGAACCCUUCAAGAAUAUUGUUAUAUACGUAUACUUUAGUUUUCAUUAUUUAAAACUUUAUAACAUGAAAAUAUUCUCUUUUCAGUCAAUAUCAUUUGGAUUAUUGUACACUUCAGACAAAACAAUUUAAUUACCCUAUUUAUUAGUGCACGUAACACACACGACAAUCCGAACGAUUUCUGUUCUGACAAUUAUUUUGGAUUACUGUCUUUUAAAAUAGUGUUAGUGUACGUUACUCUUAGCGAAAUCAUGCAACACUGUAGAAAACAUUUUUUUUUUUUUUUUAAAUACCAAAGGUAGAGGAAAUAUUUCAUAAGAUAAUGGUUGUUUCUACAUGUACAUACAAGGUGUUCAAAUUAACAGGGCUCAGACAUGUGCGACCUUUCGUCAGGAUAACUCAUGGCAAUACUAAUCAAAAGUCUGUUUUCCACAUUUGUGAUCAUUUCUAGUAAUACAGUAACGUCCCUCGGGUUGAGACGAAGUGAUUCCCCGUCAUUUUGACAGACAGUAUAUCAGGUUGCAAAAGCUGGCUUUGACCAUUUCUCAGAGAUCUCUACUAUUUCAUACUCUUUUACCCAAAAUAAAAUUUGGGGAGAGUGGCAAGAGCAGAUUGAAUUUCAAUUCCUUUGUCCACCGAGUUGAGACAACAUGAUGGUCCCAACUUAGUCUCAAUCUAAUGGCCAGGUAAUUUACUCUGUUAAUUUACAGGCCAAAGGUUGCAAUUGUAUCUUAACUACUGAUAUAGUAACGAAGAUCUCAGAUUGAAAAGUGGUAGAUGACUAUUUCCUUGUUUAUGAGAAAUGAAACCUGAGGAAACUGCUUCGCGUGUUUCUGAACACCUUGUAUAAAUUCAAGUCUCAUUUGGGUCUUUCCACGCGACCAUCUUCAAACUUGCUCUAUUUCGAGGGAGAAAUUUGUUGGCACUUCUAAAAUCAAACUUCAUUAAUCAGAAUAAGAAUGACUGGAAUCAACACAUUCUUGCCAACGUGAAAUAGAUUUGUUUAUUCAAAUUGCAUAAAUUACGGGGUUUUGGAAGGAGUAAAUUACACCAUAAGUUUACAAAAAAAAACUUGGGUUAAAAGCAUCGUUGAUUUUACGAGAUUUUUUCGAUGUUUUACUGUUCAGCCUGAACUCUUAUGAAACGAUAGUUCGAAUUUGCUUCCUCUCCAUAAUUUAUGUAACGGUCUAAAUGAAGCAUACAUUCACGAAAAAGACUACGAUAUUUUUAAGUUGCAUAUAACACGAUCACCUUUGCAUAGAAAUUUAUUACGGUAUAAAAUGGUAAACAGGAAAACAGAUUCUUGUUGAUUUGCACGGUUUUUUGAACUGGAACACGUUCGAUAUAUUUUCUCUAUACUUAAAACUCCGAGAAAAUGCAACAAGAGAAAAUCAAAUUUGUGGGAUGUCUUUAAAUAACAUUUAGGUAACCAGAAAGCAAAGAAAAAAUAGCAUCGGUGGAAUCUGAAAUCGCCUAAAUUUGGAACGAAAUAUAGGCCAACAGCAUAUUUACUCGAAAUAGAAUCGAAGGUUUGAUGACAAUCGCGUGGAAAGAUAGAAGUGGGACACCUGUGAUUAUUAAUUUAAAUAUACAUUGUUAUUGACAGUAUUAGUACUCAAGGCUUGGAAUUAACGUUAACAAAUUUCGGUUCGACGUCUACGCUCUUUGCUAUGAUUUCGACAAGCUUUACGAAUAAAUUCAAGGUAAACAUGUAAAUAUUGUUUCUCCUCGGUUAUCAUUCUCGGCGUGGUGUUUAUUUAUUUUCGGCGAAUUUUCAACUUGCGUAUCGUUUAAGAAAUGAAUAAGAACUACUUUAGCAUAAAGUAAGCACUACUAAUAAGAUAUUUAUCGAUUAAUGUUUAUCUUGAAAUAAUGAAAAAUUAUCGAGCUGUAAAUUAUAGCUUUCUGCGUUAAAUAAGAUCCCGGUUGUUAAUUUCAGUGAUAAACAAUUCACCGAACGAGAAUCCAAGGUGAUAUAAUGCAAUACUUUUUGCAAAUCUAUUUUGGGAAAUCCUUUUUUGCAAACGAACGCGCGCACGAAAUUCAAAUUAAAACCGGAACUACAACUUGGCAAAUUUCGCGACAAAAUUUUUAUUGUACAUGUUUGACGGAACAAAAAGUUUUGCAAAAAAUGGAUACCAUUAUUCUUCAGUAUUUUUCGCAAAGAAUUCGGAAGAUUAAACUCCAGACAUUUUUAUGGCCAAUUGAACGAAUUGAAUUAAAUCCGCGCAGAGGGAAAGCAAUAGGAAACGUACCGUUGCAGACAUUUUUGCAACGAUUUGGGAUUAUUGUAUUCAUAAGAUUUUUAAAUCUCUAAAAAUAAAAAAAAUAAAAUAUGGAUAAAUCUUGAAACCUUCGCGGAGUAAUUGUGGAUAUUGAAAUAAAAAAUCUUGUGAAUAAAUAGAAGCUAUUGUUCUUCAGAAUUUUUUGCAGAAGCGUAUAAAUAGAAAGUUCCACGAAUUUUCGAAGAAAAGGAAAACGAGAAAUUUUUGAACUACGAAUGUAUGCAAAAGUAUUCCAAACACAAUUGCAGUUAUUAACGAACAAACAAAAUAUUGAUCUCUGAAUGUAAACAAGAGCUAAAGAGGGGGAAGUACAAUUUUCGUGAGAACAUGAAAAAAGGUAUACUUAAACACGUUGAUAAGGCAACGAUACGAGGUGCCAGGGUAUCUGGAAAGAAAUAAAGUAAAAUGUUUUUCAAAAUUCACCAGCUUUGCAUUCCAACGUGUUAUGUUUUGCGAAACAGUGAGAACAUUGCAACUUAGAACUUUUGCAGAGAGUCUGAAGAAGAUUAGGAUUGAACUGUUUCUUGCAAAAGAACAAAAAAAAAAAAAAAACAAAUAUCCGAUGUAUACCGAACAUUCAGUUUCAAGCGAGUUAUAGUAAAUAUUAUACCUCAAAAUAUUUGCAACGGAUUACAAAUGAUAGAUUCAAAAAUUUUUAUAGAAAAAUCAUAAGAAUUAGAUUGUAGAAUUUUUACCGAGGGCUCGGAGGUAAACCAGACUUCUAGGUUUUUUGCAAGAUAAAAAGAUAUUUCGAAGCAUACGUGAACGUGUUUACUUGAUAAUUGCUGAGAAUAAUCUCGUAGGAUAUUUUCGGAAUUUCAGCCGCAAUAAACGCAAACUAAUAAUAAUAAUAAUACCAAAAAAAAAUAAAAAAAAAAAACUUGAAGCAUAGCGUAGAAAUUCUUUGUACGAGAAUUAGUUGGAGGGAUAUUUUUAAAAAAGUGAAAAUUCGAAGUCUGGGACACUUUACGGACGUCUUUUUUGCAAAAAAUCUACGAAGUUAAUUUUCCUGUAGUUGCGCAAAAUAAAGAAGUCCAUACAUAAGGCGCUCAAGUUUAUAUUAAAAGAGUAUUUCUAAAAUUUCUACGAAGAAUGAAUAAAAUUAACAAGAGAAAAAGAA
Molecule: messenger RNA, 14226 nt
Organism: Hylaeus anthracinus
Lineage: Eukaryota; Metazoa; Arthropoda; Insecta; Hymenoptera; Colletidae
Product: protein abrupt-like
Exons: 6
Coding region: 1348-2712 (454 amino acids)
Biological process (GO): regulation of transcription by RNA polymerase II
Cellular component (GO): nucleus
Molecular function (GO): protein binding; DNA binding
Source: RefSeq, a predicted model, not a curated record